GCUGAAUCCGGAAGUGAUCCCCGAGGACCGAGUUGUGGCUGAGGACUUCGGCGACAGGGCAGGUUCAGGACCAUGAGCUGGAUUCCUUUCAAGAUUGGGCAGCCCAAGAAGCAAAUUGUGUCCAAAACAGUGGAGAGAGACUUUGAAAGGGAGUAUGGAAAACUUCAGCAGCUGGAGGAGCAGACCAAGAGGCUGCAGAAGGACAUGAAGAAGAGCACUGAUGCUGACCUAGCCAUGUCCAAAUCUGCUGUGAAGAUAUCCUUGGACUUGCUCUCCAAUCCUCUCUGUGAGCAAGACCAGGACUUUCUGAACAUGGUGACAGCCCUGGACACGGCCAUGAAGCGGAUGGAUGCCUUCAACCAGGAAAAGGUGAACCAGAUUCAAAAGACCGUGAUCGAACCCUUAAAAAAGUUUGGCAGUGUCUUCCCAAGCCUCAACAUGGCUGUGAAACGGCGGGAACAGGCCUUGCAGGACUACAGGAGGCUGCAGGCCAAGGUGGAGAAGUAUGAGGAGAAGGAGAAGACAGGGCCAGUGCUGGCCAAACUCCACCAGGCCCGAGAAGAGCUUCGGCCCGUGCGGGAUGACUUUGAGGCCAAGAACAAGCAGCUCCUGGAUGAGAUGCCGCGGUUCUACAACAGCCGCCUGGACUACUUCCAGCCCAGCUUUGAGUCCCUGAUCCGAGCACAGGCAUCUCCAUCCAAUAGCCGCCUUCUAAUCCUGCCUUUAUGGAUGUCAACCCUUCCAUGUUUCUAACAGAAGAACUGUUCCAGUCAUUUUGACAACUCUCUUCAGCUCACCCAUGACUGAAGUGAACUCUUCAGUAAAUGCUGUCAACUUCUAGUUAAACUGGACAUUCCACUGAAUCCUGUGAAUUCAACGGCCAGUUUUCUCUCGCUAUUGUGAAUUGUCAGGAAUAGGUUAUAAGGCAGUACCAGUGGAAGAAAUCUCAGUAACCUCAGCAGGAUACUGAGAUGUAUAUCCACCUGGAUAUACCCAUCUUAAAACCUCAGUAGUUCAGCCUCAGCAGUCCAAUGGAGACACUGUUUCCUGCAUCCCAAAGCCUGAAAUUCAAAAUAAAACUUGGCUUCCAGCCAAAAUGCUAAUGUGGCUGACUCCUUUAUAAAUUGUUGUUUCCUCAGAGUGAUCUAAUUCUUACUGCCGCCUUUCCUACUCUGCAAAUUUUCUCUACUGCCUAAUGGUGAUAUCUCCCUGCCAAAGGUAAUGGCUCCUUUCUCUGGAAGCCAUGACACUGAAGCAUUAUGGUCAAAGGAAUAUAACACUGGACUCGGCAUGUCCAGGACAAUCAAAAGCAACUGACUGCACAGAAAGGCUGAAUUUGAACCUAAAGCAGAAAGUCAACAGCAGCCAUUGAUUUCCACCCACGCGACAUUAUCCCGGAGAACACUUGCUGUGAUUUUGUAAUGAAACCUUCAAUAAACUCACAGAAUGUGAAAGGUGGAAAGUCCUUGGAAACUGAAGACCAGGAAGAUGCACAUGACAAGAGGUGUGGUUGUAUGCAAAAUAUAUGCCAGUAAACUGAGAUUGGGACCAGGUGUUUCAAGUAGUGGAGACACUGUGGAAAACAAUCCUAGACAAUCAAAGCGUCCCCGUAGUUAGAAUUCACAGCGACCUAUCCCGACGCAACAAACACUAGUUGCAGCACAGAGCCUGGCUACAUCACGUGGCCUCAACUUUUCCUCUGAGUUACUUCACCCUCCUUUUAAGUGUGCGCAUGGACCACACCUUCAGCCCUGACGAUGGAAUAACCUACUGGCAUCUGGGAUAGGGGUUGUUUCCUUCUCAGGACAGUUCUCAUUUCAAGAGAACUACAACAUGAGAGAACUUGCUGGAGUGAUGAAAAUGUUCUAUAUCUUAAUAGGAACAAGGAUUACAUGGGACCGUCCAUCUGUCAAAAUUGUCAAGAUUUUUGUAUUUCAACCUGUACAAAUUUUAUCUUAAAAAAAUUUUUACCUUAAAAAAAUCAAGUACAAAGCAGAGAGUAGAUGGAAGGAUAAAUGAAAAAGAAUGGCAGAUGUUGGUACUUGUUGAAGCUGGGUGACAGCUAUAUGAGAGUUCAGCAUCCUUUUCUGUUUACUCUGCUUGUACGUGAAAUUUUCCAUAAUAAAAAGUUAAAAUGAAUACCGACAGACAGAACUAGAAUAAGCCUUAAGCAAACUAGCCUGGAGCUUAAUUCCGAGGGACAUAAGCAAAAACCUUCAGAGAGAAAGGCAGGAUAAGGAACACACGAGUCAGGGAGAACAGGCGGCACGCUCCCGGCAGGCCCUGACGUUCACAGAUGAUAGACGGACUCGGGUGCCCAGAGGCCCAGAUUCACCUGUGUGCUCACAUAGGGCUAAGGAGCUGUCCACAGAGCCAAGGCUCAGGCCUGGAUCUCCUAGCAGAAUGCAACAGACACUCUAACACCACACGAAUGUGUACUGAUAUAAAGAAACCUGUUUUAUACGAAGAAUUAAAACAUACACUGCAAAGUUACUUUUUUUGGACAAUUACUAUUUUCUUGAUAGUUAUGAUUCUUGGUAUCUCAAUCUUAGGAACUAGAAAUAAAAGGGAAAAUUAUCUAUUAAAAGAAUGUCAAUAUGGAGCCAGCUCCAUGACCUAGUGGUUAAGUUUGGUGCACUCAGCUUCAGCAGCCCAGGUUCUCGGGUUUGGAUCCUGGGGAGUGGACACCACUCGUCAGUCAUGCUGUGGCAGCAACCAAUGUACAGAAUAGAGGAAGACUGGCACAGAUGUUAGCUCAGGGUGAAUCUUCCUCAGGGAAAAAGAAAAUUCAACAUGACAUUUUAAAAGAUGAACUACAUCAAAUUCCUGCUUGCUGAACCAGUAGAUAAAUUUCCAAUGCUUGUACAUACAUCUAUCUCAAUAAGUCUGACUAUUUCAGAAUAAAGGACCUAGGAUCUAGCUGCAGAAAGAGAAUGUUCAUGUCAACAGAUGGCAAAGAAAGGGACAUUGCUCCUCGAGGCAAAUAAAUAAAAUAAAACAUCUUUCCCGCUUGAUCAUCC
Molecule: messenger RNA, 3020 nt
Organism: Equus quagga
Lineage: Eukaryota; Metazoa; Chordata; Mammalia; Perissodactyla; Equidae
Gene: BIN3
Product: bridging integrator 3
Exons: 9
Coding region: 73-753 (226 amino acids)
Biological process (GO): actin cortical patch localization; endocytosis; plasma membrane tubulation
Cellular component (GO): cytoplasm; actin cortical patch
Molecular function (GO): protein binding; lipid binding
Source: RefSeq, a predicted model, not a curated record